Molecule: messenger RNA, 2133 nt
Organism: Callorhinchus milii (elephant shark)
Lineage: Eukaryota; Metazoa; Chordata; Chondrichthyes; Chimaeriformes; Callorhinchidae
Gene: nfic
Product: nuclear factor I/C
Exons: 13
Coding region: 108-1847 (579 amino acids)
Biological process (GO): regulation of transcription by RNA polymerase II
Cellular component (GO): nucleus
Molecular function (GO): RNA polymerase II cis-regulatory region sequence-specific DNA binding; DNA-binding transcription factor activity, RNA polymerase II-specific
Source: RefSeq, a predicted model, not a curated record
UGGGGUUGGGGGGGGGGUGUGGAAGGGGGGAAAGGAUUUCCAAAAUGAAGCGUUAAAGGGAAACGCUUAGUAAUUCGAGGUGGAAGUUCAUUCCGCACAUACAUUACAUGGCAAUGAUUGUCAUGAUGUAUUCACCACUCUGUCUGACUCAGGAUGAAUUCCAUCCAUUCAUCGAGGCACUUCUUCCGUACGUCCGCGCCUUCGCCUACACGUGGUUCAACCUCCAGGCCCGGAAACGAAAGUACUUCAAGAAGCACGAGAAACGGAUGACAAAAGACGAAGAGAGAGCAGUGAAGGAGGAGCUGCUGAGCGAGAAGGCCGAGGUGAAACAGAAGUGGGCCUCGCGGUUGCUCGCCAAGUUGCGCAAGGACAUCAGGCCGGAGUUUCGUGAGGAUUUUGUGCUGACCAUCACAGGAAAGAAGCCCUCCUGCUGCGUCCUCUCUAACCCUGACCAGAAAGGCAAAAUGAGACGCAUCGAUUGUUUACGGCAGGCGGAUAAGGUUUGGCGGUUGGAUCUGGUGAUGGUGAUCCUGUUUAAAGGGAUCCCUUUGGAAAGUACUGACGGAGAACGGCUGGUCAAGUCCCAGCAGUGCGCUAACCAAGUGCUAUGCGUGCAGCCCCAUCACAUAAGUGUUUCGGUUAAGGAACUGGACUUAUACUUGGCGUACUUUGUGCGUGAAAGAGAUUCAGAGCAGACUGGCAGCCCGAGGCCUGCGAUUGGCCCUGAUGCUGAAGAUAGCAAGACAGGAACCAUUGAACACACGGAAUUUCAGGAUAGCUUCGUGACUUCGGGUGUCUUCAAUGUAACUGAGCUGGUGCAGGUAUCCAGAACUCCCAUCGUGACGGGCACUGGGCCUAAUUUCUCCCUUGGAGAAUUGCAAGGCCACCUGGCUUACGAUUUGAACCCGCCAACCACAGGGAUGAGGAGAACUUUGCCAAGUAGCUCAUCGAGCGGGAGUAAACGACACAAAUCUGGUUCAAUGGAAGACGAUAUUGACACUAGUCCAGGUGGCGAGUUUUACCCCUCGCCCAGCUCACCCGCGAGCAGCAGUAGGAAUUGGCAGGAGGAGUUGGAAGGAGGUAUGUCCCCCACAGUGAAGAAGACUGAAAUGGACAAGUCUCCGUUCAACAGCCCAUCUCCACAGGACUCAUCGUCGCGAUUGAGUAGCUUCACACAGCACCACCGUCCUGUGAUCGCUGUGCACAGCGGUCUCACGUCGAGAAGUCCCCACGCCUCCUCCUCGCUGCAUUUCCCAACGACCUCCAUCCUCCCGCAGACCGCUUCAACCUACUUCCCGCACACGACAAUCCGCUUCUCUCCGCAUCUCAACCCCCAGGACCCGCUCAAGGACCUGGUCUCACUCGCCUGCGAUCCAUCCAGUCAGCAACCAGGCCCGCCUGGGAGGGAGGGCGACCGAGCUACAGACAUCACCAUGGCUUCACUGACAGUACCACUUCGCGCUCAGAUGAGAGGACGCAUGCUUCCUGCGGAGCGAGACACCUUAUAUCAGUUGUUCUACCCCCCAGGCCCUGGGGAAUCUUAUCCUCACGUGAAGCUGAACGGCAGUGGUCAAGUGGUAAGCAAAGUGCCGGGCCACUACAUUUCUACACAGAUGUUGGCGCCACCUCCUCCCCCCUCCAUGGGCAGAUCAGUGACGUUGGCAAUGCCACCGGACACCAAAACAACCAGCACCACCACAGAGGGUGGAGCAACUUCAUCGCCAACAUCACCCACGUACACAACACCAGGCACUGCUGCAGCCAACCGUCCCUUUGUGGGAAUAGGACCAAGAGAUCCUGGCAGCCUAUAUCAGCCACAGGUAUUUCCUGGUAUCUGGGAUAGUUGAAGCCUGCGUUCGAGUAUUCACAGAUGCCGGCCGAUCACGUUUACAAGACACGUACGUGGUCAAGCACUGCCUUUGGUUCCACGUUUAAAACCCCAGAGAAACAAGGAAGAAGGUUAUUCGUCGACCCGACUUUAAAAGAAAACGGGGGUGGGUGGGGAGGGGGGGGAAAAAAAAAGUCAAACACUAUCAUCCUACUAACAUGUUCCGAAGAUGGGCGCAAUUCACUUCUUCCAUUGGCUGAAGCUUUUUGCCUGAGGUUUUCCACACCCCCACCCCACCCCACCUC